AUGAUUAUCUCGCCUCACCAACGAACUGCUUGUAUGACAGAUUUCAACACGGGUAACCGUCCAAUGCAUGCCUUACGACAACAACCUGUUGAAGCAGUUCUCAACACGCUUCCGGAUGAAGAGACGUGUUGCUUCCUGCGAUAUUAUCCUUGCCUCUUACAGAAUUAUAGUGCUAAUGUAUCAAUCUCGGUGUUGCAGUUUACGCAUACAAAGCGGAAGACAUCACGUCGAAGGGGACUAUCAGUGCUCAGCAGUGGUGCGCGGUGUGCGCAUCUCGAAUGGUCAGCACAUUGA
Molecule: messenger RNA, 294 nt
Organism: Gongylonema pulchrum
Lineage: Eukaryota; Metazoa; Nematoda; Chromadorea; Rhabditida; Gongylonematidae
Source: the annotation of a GenBank genome assembly